Messenger RNA from Xenopus tropicalis (tropical clawed frog), 3324 nucleotides. RefSeq names its product coiled-coil domain 40 molecular ruler complex subunit (gene ccdc40). Bases 88 to 3324 code for a protein of 1078 amino acids. The record is from RefSeq and is a predicted model, not a curated record. Gene Ontology annotation, biological process: axoneme assembly. Lineage: Eukaryota; Metazoa; Chordata; Amphibia; Anura; Pipidae. Gene Ontology annotation, cellular component: extracellular region. The transcript has 22 exons.
GCCCACCCCCAUCUCACCCUGCACUAUUGGUACGCUCCACCAAAGCGACACUCUCCCGGAAGUUGAUAGCGUCGCUUAGCAACAGUUAUGUCUGCGAACGGGAGCCCUAGAUCUGGAGCAGAAGAUGUCCCUGAUACAGAAGAGAAGCCACAGGCCACAAAUAAUGCGGCUGCAAGUGAAGACAUAUCUGUUGCAGAAGGAGAACAACCUCUUUCACCAAAAGCUUCUGACACAGAUGAGGCAAUGAUUACCAGCAGUCACAGUGCGGUCCCUAACUACUUUGGUGACAUUACCCAGAGGUCAGCCCUGUCUCAGGAUAUGGAGCAACCUGAAGAAUCAGGAGUGGUGGGGUCAUCGUCCUAUUCCACUUUUCAUCAGUUUGCCAUGCAGAUGGGAGAGACUGAUGAUGAGGCAAAUAACCAAGAUUCAGAUGACCCAGUAGGGGAAGAGGAGACAGCUGAAGAGGAAAAGAAAGAAUAUGAUGAUAAAGAAUCAGAACUGGUUGUCCUGGACCCAGACCAUCCUCUGAUGGGAAGAUUCCAGACGGCUCUCAAGACCUAUCUAACAAAACAGAUCAAGAGUCUGGACCUAGAGUUGCGUGAAAUGACUGAAUCCAUGAAGAAUAAUAAGAAAGAGCGUGAGGAUCUUGGCAUGUUUCUGUAUGGGGUGCAGCAGGAACUGGCUCGCCUGCAGAUGGGACUUGAAAAGCAGCAUGACAAACAUUCACAUGUCUCUGUCCAACGCCGUCAGAAAGAGGAUGAGCUGGAAACAAUAAGGAAUUUGUACAAGAAGACCCAUCAGAUCACAGACACAGAGCGCAAGAAAGUAUCCUCCAUGCAGACAGAGGUAGAAAAUUUAGCACUGAGGCUUUUUUAUAUGGAGAAUAUGAAUCGGGAUGUGCGUUCGGACAUUAAUGUAAUGAAACGUGCAGUGCAGAAAGCAGAGAUGGAGAGGCUGCAAGCAGAGGUGGAGAAAAAAAAACAGGAUAUUUUUGUGGAUCGGCUUACCUGUGAGGUGGACCGUCUUCGUGAGCAGAUUGCCCUUUAUGAAGCCCAAGUCUCUGCACAGAGAGAAGACACUAAGGCUGCAAGGGAGACAGUAGCAGAGGCCUGUAUGGAGAUUGAGGCCAUUGCUGUAGAGAAGAAACAGCUUAUUCAGCAGUGGAACAGCAGUCUGAUUGGUAUGACAAGACGAGAUGAAGCCUAUGCUGCCAUUCAGGAGGCUUUUAGUCUUGCUCAACAGGAACUCCUCUCUAUAGACGCUGAGAUUGAAGGCUGUAAGAAGACAAUUACAAAGGAGGAGGAGAGAAAUGAGCAGCUAAUGUUGAACCGUGCAGAAAGUGAUGCCGCUAUGAGCAAGAAACAGGUCGCUCAGUCUCUUACUAAGCAGGAGGCAUUGCGCCUGGAGUUCAGCACAUAUGCACGUACAUUGCAGGAGACUGAGCAAGCGAUAAAUAGGGUCGCUGUUGAGCGGUCUGGGUAUGUGAAUGAAAUCACAGCUAUGCAGAAAAAAAUUGAGAAAGAAUCUCAGGUGAAAGUGAACCUCGAAGCACAGAUAUUGGCAAAGCUGCAAGAGAAGAUGACAUCUGACAAGGCAGCCAAAUAUUCCUCUCUCCUUGCAGCCAAGCUGCAAAAGCAAACGCUAGAAUUGGAAAUUAAUUGUUCAAAGGUAGAAAAUGAAACAGCUCAGAUCUCUCUGGAGAUCAACCACAGCUUGUCACGUAUGAAAGCUCUGCAGAAGACUCUGGUUGACUUGGACAAAAACAUUGAAGACACCAAUGAUCUGAUUUCCCAAAGUCAGAAUGAGAUAACCAAACGUACACUGGCAAUUGAGAGGAAACAAGCCACCAUUAAUUUAUUCAGCAAGCAAAUAGAAGCCACCAUCGCACAGACUGGGGGGAAAGAAGUGGGACCAUUGGAAAUCCAAAUCACUGCAUUGACCAAGCAGAUCGAUGAAUGCAACUCAGAGAUCAUGUCACUCCAGCAGUACUGGCUGCGACUACAGACUGAGAUGGUGAAUCUAACCAAGCAAAGGGAAGAACAGGAUGCGUCUGUGGAAAUGCUGAGGAGAGAACUUACUAUCCUACAGCAGAAGAAAAUUCGUACUGAAAAUGAAAUAGAGCAAGAAAAGAACGAACAAAAAGAUAUUGAACAUCAUAUGAGGAACCUGAAAAAUGACAUGGUUCGGCUCAACAUGCUGCUUAGCAAGAAUAGCAGCACUAAAGAACAGCUCCAGCAGAACAACCAGCUGAUGGAAAGCGAGUUCAUGCGCUCGCUUCGUGAGGCAGAAAGGGAGUCUAUAGAGAUGCAGGAAAAUCUACGAAACCUUCAAGAAGAGAAGGAAAGAAUUCUUCACAGCCUUGUUGAAACAGACCCUAGAUCUGGAGCAGAAGAUGUCCCUGAUACAGAAGAGAAGCCACAGGCCACAAAUAAUGCGGCUGCAAGUGAAGACAUAUCUGUUGCAGAAGGAGAACAACCUCUUUCACCAAAAGCUUCUGACACAGAUGAAGCAAUGAUUACCAGCAGUCACAGUGCGGUCCCUAACUACUUUGGUGACAUUACCCAGAGGUCAGCCCUGUCUCAGGAUAUGGAGCAACUUGAAGAAUCAGGUGAAACAGGAGUGGUGGGGUCAUCGUCCUAUUCCACUUUUCAUCAGUUUGCCAUGCAGAUGGGAGAGACUGAUGAUGAGGCAAAUAACCAAGAUUCAGAUGACCCAGUAGGGGAAGAGGAGACAGCUGAAGAGGAAGAGGAAAAGAAAGAAUAUGAUGAUAAAGAAUCAGAACUGGUUGUCCUGGACCCAGACCAUCCUCUGAUGGGAAGAUUCCAGACGGCUCUCAAGACCUAUUUAACAAAACAGAUCAAGAGUCUGGACCUAGAGUUGCGUGAAAUGACUGAAUCCAUGAAGAAUAAUAAGAAAGAGCGUGAGGAUCUUGGCAUGUUUCUGUAUGGGGUGCAGCAGGAACUGGCUCGCCUGCAGAUGGGACUUGAAAAGCAGCAUGACAAACAUUCACAUGUCUCUGUCCAACGCCGUCAGAAAGAGGAUGAGCUGGAAACAAUAAGGAAUUUGUACAAGAAGACCCAUCAGAUCACAGACACAGAGCGCAAGAAAGUAUCCUCCAUGCAGACAGAGGUAGAAAAUUUAGCACUGAGGCUUUUUUAUAUGGAGAAUAUGAAUCGGGAUGUGCGUUCGGACAUUAAUGUAAUGAAACGUGCAGUGCAGAAAGCAGAGAUGGAGAGGCUGCAAGCAGAGGUGGAGAAAAAAAAACAGAUUUCCAGAAAUGGCCAUAAAAUGCACUUGCUGAUUUUGGCUUGGAAUUCCCAUUGA